AUACAUACACGCGCCCACGGAGGACGCGACGAUAACACUCCGAUAAGAAGGAAAAGUGUUUUUGAAAGGAUGGACCCGUCGGCCAGCGCGAGUGGCACUCCGCCAAAGGACCUGCCUCCUAUCGCGGCAUUGUUUGUGAUUUAUUUCGAUAUCAAGGCUGGGUGAGUGGGUUUGGGAGGAAAGGAGAAACGGAGAAUGGGGGGAAAAAAAAGAAGAAAAGAAAAGCUAAUUAUGGGGUGCGAUAGAUAUACUAUCGUCUGGAAGAAAUGUACGCAGGGAGUCUCGCUUGACGGGGUGGAAUUCAAAUCACUGCCAAGCGGGCUACAUAAUUUGGAGGAGGAUUUAGUGUUUGUCUCCCUUCCCCCGGAAGCGAGAUGGAUGAGAUGGGGAGAGAGCACUGAUCGGGUGGGUGGGAAUUAGGUAUUUCGUUCAAGCACCCUACGCAGGUGUCAGUGCCUUCAUCAAUACCCCCGCGGCGGAGGCGGAGCGGAAUGCCUGUAUGCUUUCCGUCGGCGUGCUUGUUCCACUUAGCUACGGACGGCUAGGGAGGAGCUGGAGACAUGCGGAGAAUCUGAAGGAGUUGGCAAAGUACGAUAUCCCCUCGUCUGGAUUCUCAUCCCCCUCACGAUGGUGGCACUAACUGUAGUCCAGGAAAUUCGCUGCAAACACGGAAGACUAUGCUCCGUUAGAAAGAUAUUACGAAUCGAAUAAGAUCCAUGAAUCUGUAGAAGCUCCUGACUCGCCGGCGGAGUCACCGUCAAGCUUGAGGUAUCGGCCUUCCUCGAGGUACAAGCCUCCGUUCGAUAGUCUGAAUCGUCAUACCCGGACAAGGUCCAUAUCGGAUACUACGGCUCUUGUGGCCUCCGGGCAGGCACUGAGUCCAUACCACCCUGCUUUGUCACUGCCGGAGUUUGUGGAUACGUUUGGGCCAUUGAUUUUCCCGCUUUAUAGAGCUGCAUUGACUCGACAGCGGAUAUUGCUCAUUACUGGUGCACCAGUUGAGUUGGCUUGCAACUUUGGUUCGUUUCAUCCCAAGACUCUUGAGCACACCUUGCUAACGAGACGAUAGUCUACGAUAUAUCAAUCCUCUCCAACAUCCCCCUCUCUGUCGCCGAUCUCCUUUCCUCUGAACCCUCCCGCCUUCGCCCACUCUUCAGCAUUGGGGUCCACGACAUCCCGUUGCUAGAAGAAGAAGCCAAGCGAGCACACCCAGCACCCCCACCCCCGCAUGACCGCGACCCUCUCGGAGGUGAGCACGGUAGCUGGGUAGCCUGCACAACCGACGGCGUCUUAUACCUAAAGAGUGAACUCUACGACUUGGUAGUCUCCAUGCCCCCAGCUCACUCCAAAAACGCCAAGAAAAAAGUUUGGCCUACAAUCGAGUGUCCCGCUGGCACUCCUAUAAAAGCCACACAGCGAGACCUGGCCAGAUACAGAGCACUGAAAAGGUCACUCGCCCGCUACAAUGACACACCCCCAUCCACGGAGCCCUCAUCCUCGACGGAAGAAGAAGACCGCGACUCCUGCGAGGAAGUCUGCCAAAAGCCCACCUGGCGUGAAAUCGCUUACUCAUCAUUCAUGUGGUGGGCUAGCGCUGGUGAAAAGCGGCGCGAGACCGAGACCGCUGCGUCCGACGAGCUCUUUUUCGAAGACGGCAAACGGCCCAGAAGUGAAGCCCUCGACGACGCCGUCGCCAACGACGAGGAAAUUCACCCGCUCCUGCCCACGUCCCCACGUCGGAGCAAUUCCUCGCCGUUGCCGAGAUUGCACCACCGACGGAGGUCGAGCGCUUUCAGCGUUGGCGGUGCUAGUGGCGGUGUAGGGAAUAUGGAGAUGGAUAUUGUCGCGUACUUUCAUCGACUCACAGGGCGGCUGAUGUCGUAUCUGGCUGAGAUUGUGGACGACGGGGAUGACGAUGGUGGUGUUGGUGGGGAUGGAGAAGCCAGGGAUGGGGAAGGGGUGUUUAUCGGUCUUGAGGACUUGGACAAGUUGGGGUUGGAUCGAUACAGUGAGCUUGACGUCGCCUUUGUGAAGAAUAUCUGCUUGAGGUAUUUUGGCCGGGAGGCGGUGGUGGAAGGGGUUGCGUGGGAGUGCUGUGGGAUUAGGUAUUGCUAGGCAAACUAGGGGAAUCUCUUUCUUCCUUCUCUUUCCUCUCCUUUCUUUCGCGGUCUAGUCGAACCGGCACGUGUACUUUAUGGCAUAGUAUUUUAUUUGUAGAUGGAAUCGAUUAAUGGGUGUCAUCUCUUCUCC
This is a messenger RNA of Tuber aestivum (summer truffle), 2250 nucleotides long. Lineage: Eukaryota; Fungi; Ascomycota; Pezizomycetes; Pezizales; Tuberaceae. The record is from the annotation of a GenBank genome assembly.